Molecule: messenger RNA, 1044 nt
Organism: Fusarium sp. VM40
Lineage: Eukaryota; Fungi; Ascomycota; Sordariomycetes; Hypocreales; Nectriaceae
Source: the annotation of a GenBank genome assembly
AUGUCUUCCGUCAAAGAAUACUCUCUCUUCUGUCUGGAGAACCCUCUCCUCGACAUCCAGGCUCAGGGUGACCAGGCUCUUCUUGACAAGUAUGGCCUGAAGCCCAAUGACGCUAUUCUUGCUGAGGAAAAGCACAUCCCUCUCUACGAAGAUCUCCUCAACAACUACGAUGCCAAGCUCAUUGCUGGCGGUGCCGCCCAGAACAGCGCCCGAGGUGCUCAGUACAUCCUCCCUCCUAACAGCGUUGUCUACGUUGGUGGCGCUGGUGACGACAAGUACUCUGCUAUCCUCCACGAUGCUGUCAAGGCUGCUGGUCUCCGUGUCGAGUACCGAGUCGACCCUAAGGAGAAGACUGGCCGCUGUGGUGCCAUCAUCACCGGCCACAACCGAAGCUUGUGCACUGAUCUCGGUGCUGCCAACCACUACGAUCUUGACCACCUGAAGAAGCCUGAGAUCUGGAAGCUCGUUGAGAACGCCGAGGUCUACUACGUUGGUGGUUUCCACUUCACUGUCUGCCCUCCUGCCAUUAUGGAACUCGCCAAGCAGGCUGCUAAGAACAACAAGCCUUUUGUUCUCUCGCUGUCUGCUCCGUUCAUUCCCCAGUUCUUCAAGGAUCCUGUCGAUGCCAGCGCCCCUUACUGGGACUACAUCAUUGGCAACGAGACUGAGGCCGCCGCUUACGCCGAGUCCCACGAUCUCCCCAGCAAGGAGCCAAAGGAUGUUGCCAAGCACCUUGCCAACCUCCCUAAGGAGAACAAGCAGAGAAAGCGAAUCGCCAUCAUCACCCAAGGCACCGACCCUACACUGGUUGCUAUCCAGGGUGAGGACGACAUCAAGGAGUUCCCCGUCCACGCCAUUGAGACGGAGAAGAUCAACGACACCAACGGCGCUGGUGACGCCUUCGCCGGUGGUCUCCUGGCUGGUAUCCUCCAGGGCAAGCCUCUUGAGACCAGCAUCGACAUGGGCCAGUGGCUCGCUCGUUUGAGCAUCCAGGAGCUCGGACCUUCAUACCCCUUCCCCAAGCAGACCUACCAGGCUGCUUAA